Messenger RNA from Parascedosporium putredinis, 1191 nucleotides. NCBI's taxonomy places the organism in Eukaryota, Fungi, Ascomycota, Sordariomycetes, Microascales, Microascaceae. The record is from the annotation of a GenBank genome assembly.
AUGUCCGAGCCGUACGCAAGGCGGUCCCGGCGGCCCGAUAGUCAUCAAAUGUGGGAAGAAUCAGAGAGGCAGACGCGACCAGACAACCGCGGCCAGGGCCAGGGCCGCGACCGAAACCGCGACAGGGAUCGGGAGAGGGACAGCAACCGGGGCGGCCGAGACCGAGACCAGCCGAGAGAGUACCGCGCACGCAACCACGACUCUCGGGACGACCGCGACCGCGACGCCAAGAGGUACCGAUCCCGCUCCAGGGACCGCCACGACAGGAGCAGACGUCAAGGAGGCGAACGGCCCCGAUCGAGAGACAGGGACGAGGACAGGAACCGGGAUCGGCCGAGGGACGAUAGGCUCGGUGGCCGAGGGCCCGCCAAGGGCCGCGACAGAGAACGCGACAGGCACCGAAAAGAAGACCACCCGCGUGGCAACGCUCGCCGCGACGACGGAGGAGACGACGACAACGACGCCGGUGGCGGCGGCGAUGAUGAUGAUUCCGGCCUCCAGCUGAGGCGUCGGGAUGGGGACAACGACAGAGGCACGCCCGGCGUCAAGCCCCCUCCUCCCGCCCGCGCAGAGAAGCAGGAUAAAGCCCGUCGUCGUUCCGCCUCCCCGCCGGUCGGCAAGCCCUCCCCGGCGCCAUCGAAGCCCCGUGACCCGCGACGAUCCCCACGCAGAACUCCGCCAGGACGGCCACCUGGACACCCUCCCCACGCGGAGCAAGCACGAGCGUUCCAAGAACGCCAUGUCUUUCCGCGUCGGCGGCCGCGACGACACCGCCUCCCCGCGCCCCCGGAGAGCGAUGCGGCCGAUUCGUCGUCGCGUGGUCAGGGUCGUCGUCGCCGCGCCUCCCGCGAGCGCGGCGCGGACGGGGACGGCGACGCGAUGGACCUCGAGGGCGACGAGGAGGACCGCUCGCGCGGUCGGCGGGGCCGAUACGACGACGAGGAAGAGGACCGUGCUAGGAAUGCCGAUGAGGUCGAUGAGGACGACGACGAGGACCCGGACGUGGUGGUGGAGGACGACGGUUUCGCCGACAUGCAGGCCAUGAUGGGCUUUGGCGGCUUCGGCACGACCAAGGAUAAGAAAGUGGCGGGAAAUAACGCGGGCGCCGUGCGUAAAGAGAAGACGACGCAGUAUAGGCAGUACAUGAACCGUACCAAAGGCUUCAACCGGCCUCUCAGUCCCCCGAGGUGA